UGAAAGGCCCUCUUUCUUCCUUUCAUUGCUCUAGUGGGUGUUGUUUGUUUGGUCUUCUAUCCUUUUUCUCUCUUUCUUUGCUCGAGAAAUAAGAGAAAAAUUGCUUCCCUGAAAAAAUAGUUGUGGUUUCUUUACCGAUUUCCUUUAUUUACUCUGCUGGGUUCUUUUAGAUCCAUCAACCUCUUUCAUUCCCGUCCGGUAGGGCUUAAUUGUAACUUAUAAGGUAAAUUCAUAGAAGCCCUAAUGCAGGGGCAGAGGGGUACCAUUGGUUCCUUGCCUGAGACCUUAAACUUUGACCAUGGAUCGACAUCAAGUAAUGCCGCAAUAGAUCAGCAACUGUGUUGGAAUAACAUUCGAAACCCUGUUGAAAACCGAUUACCGGAUUGUAUGAUGUCACCUGAUGAGGCAAACAUCACAUAUGUGAAUUCUUAUAGCCGGGAACCGCAAAACUUGAGUAGAUGGAACCUAAGUGAACCCAGCUCUAGUGGUGCACGGAAUGAGGUCAACCCUAUUGAACGGAAAAUGGACAAUGGGUGGUCUUCUUCAAUGAGUUCUUGUGCUAGUGGUGGUCCAAGACUUGAAGAACCUUGGUAUGACCAAAAUUCUCUGUUUGUCCAAAGUUCCAAUUCUAGCUCAGUUCCCCAGAAUUUCAACUUAAAUGCUGGUUUGAUGGGUCAUGGUGGCGAUAAUUUUCAAGCUACAGAACAUUCUAAUCUGAACAAGUCUAGUGGAUCUGGGAAUGAGCGGAUUUCACCUGCUACUGGUUCUGAAUCAUUUGCCUUUCCUUCUGGAAGUGGUGGAUUCUCUGUGGAAGAUAAUGAUGGCAGGCCAGGUUCUUCAUUUGAUGGUCGCCGUGCUUCCUGCAAAAGAAAGGCUCUCGAAGGAACUGUCGGGCAGUCUUCCAUGAGUGGAAGUUCUAGCCACCUGCAUUGUGCAGAUGGUAGUGCAUGGCCCGCUGUUCCUGCUUAUGCUAGUGCCGGUAGCAGUUUAAGUAUAUCUACUCUAGCAGAACAGGCAAACCCGACACUUGGAUUAGGUUUAAGAGGUUCAGCUCCUGACAGCAUUCCUGAUCCAACUGUGAGGUCAAGUGCAGAGAGUUCCCAUAGAAAUUUCCGUAUGAGAAUAAAUCCUUCAAGUCAACAAGAAUCUGUGAUGCCUGCAUUGUUCCCAACAGGCAAUGCUGCCAUGCAAUCUGUUGUUUCAUCUUCCCAUCACUUUUCAAGGCUUGUUUCAGCUGAUCAUUCUUUGGAUUUGAGGUCAACACCAGUAGUAGAUACUGGAAGUCCCCCAAAUCAGAAUAUUGUAAUUCAUGUUCCAACUGUGCAACCGAAUGUGCAGCCAUUUAGGUGGAAUGGAGGUUCUGCACCAAGGACUUCUAGUUCAUCAAAUUCUAAUGUUUCUGGAGAUAGAGAUGCUGCACCACGUGAAGAACAGAGGUCAAGAAGCAUAAGUAGAAAUAUAUUGGAUCAUCCUAUGUUUAUAUCUCCUGCUCCAGAGUUGAGAGGUUUGGCUCGAAUCCCUAGAAAUCGAAAUUUAAGUGGUGGAAAUGUAAGUUUUCCGGGAAAUGUUGCUUCUACAUCCCACACUGUCUCAAGUUCAGGCGCCAAUCAAUCAUCUGUUCCUAAUCCUACCUGGGUUCCUCCUCCUAAUUCCUCUUCACACUAUCCAAGGAGAUUUUCUGAACUUGUUCGUCGAUCAUUGCUAUCUUCCCUUGAUCCUGAAUCUGGAGGCCAGAGCAGUAAUCAUUCUUCACAUCCAUCUGGACCUCCUGCUUCCUCAGAGGAGAUGGUGCUUUCAGCUGGAGUUGUUAACCCAGGGCAUCAACGUCCAUACCCUAGGUCAGUGUCAUGGUUGGAGAGACAAGGUGAUACUGUUCUUGGAAUUCCUCACUCAUUACGAACUUUGGUUGCUGCCAGUGAAGGAAGAAGCAGGCUCUUUGUGUCUGAGAUUCGCAAUGUAUUGGAUCUCAUGCGUAGGGGUGAGGGCUUGCAUUUUGAGGAUGUUAUGAUCGUUGAUCCUUCAGGACUUUUAGGGGUAGCUGAUUUCCAUGAUCGGCAUAGGGAUAUGCGCCUUGAUGUUGAUAAUAUGUCAUAUGAGGAGUUAUUGGCUCUGGAAGAGCGCAUUGGUAAUGUGAGCACUGGAUUGAGUGAGGAAACUAUACUAAAGCAUCUGAAACAGCAAAAAUGCUUUAUUGCUCCUGGAACUGAGCUGGAGGCAGAACCAUGUUGUGUUUGUCAGGAGGAAUAUAAGGACGGAGAAGAUCUUGCUACACUCGAAUGUGGACACGAUUUUCACACCGAUUGUAUUAAACAAUGGCUGACGCACAAAAAUUUGUGCCCCAUAUGUAAAACAACAGGUCUGACUACAUAAGCAAGAUCCAUGGUUUUCAGGCAUUGAGAAAAGAUGGUUUGUCCCUGAAAAUUUGUUGCAUUUGUUCUUCAACGACUCAAAGCACUUUAGCUAGCAAGGCAGGUGUAACCGUUCAUUCCCAUUCUCCCAUGACAUCCCUCAAGGAGUUGUCAUUGGUACUUUUUUACUGGAGAUUCUAUGAUCCAUAAAACAUUAUGGGUGGAUAUCAAGAUAUUCGAAGCACUAAGGAAAAAAAAAAAAAAAGCUAGUGGUUUCAUUUUUACAUUUAUUUAAUGAACAAAAAUUAGUUUUACUUAUGAAAUUUGAGCCCAUUGGCUUAUAUAGAUUAUUGAGAAUUUCUUUACAUUUAUUUAGAUUUUCCCUUUAAUUUGAAAAAACAAUGUUACUUUUGGCAGAGCUGAGGGUGAUGCCUAUUUACCAGUUUCUCUUGUAUGGUUUUGUUUCUGUGAUCUGCCAAUGAUCCUUUCAAGAAAAUUUCCAGUGAACC
Molecule: messenger RNA, 2857 nt
Organism: Rubroshorea leprosula
Lineage: Eukaryota; Viridiplantae; Streptophyta; Magnoliopsida; Malvales; Dipterocarpaceae
Source: the annotation of a GenBank genome assembly